UGAACCACACUAUUUCUGUGGUAUACCUACUUAGUUACCUUUCUACCAUCUUAAUCUGCGUCAUUCAUAUUCUCAUCUUGAAAUGAUUAUAUUCACACUUGUUUUGUGCGCUUUAAUUACAAUUUGAAACAUUGUUUCCGGCAUCGAGUGCUAUAAAUAUUGAUACGUUUAUACCCGAAUUUGAAAAAAAAUUGUUUCCACGAAUCAUGGCAAAUUCGCAAAUGUACGUAGAGCACGCGAUAUACAAAUGUUUCGCAAAAAAUCCUCGGUAUCGACGAGAACUCUCGCGCGAUGAUUUGGCAUCACCGGAUCAAGUUUAUUCUGUGUUUUUCGAAACAGAAAAUUCCGAUUCGACAGACGGUUAUAAUUCGGAGGUGAUUUUUGGCCGGAUAAUUUACGAAGACGAGCGCGGAAAGAAACAAUGCGGCGAUUCGAUCAUGGUGAAACAGAUGCUAGUUUCCGACACCGAGAUUCGAUCCAAAUUCACCGAUGUGACUUUUUCCAAUGAAAUCUUCGUUUAUAGUCGAAUCAUACCGUUUUUUGCAUCGUUCAGCCAAGAUAUUUGGAGCAUGUUCCCGAAAUUUUACUACGGUGAUGUGACCCUUGGUCGAGGAUAUUUAUUGGAAGACGAAGCUGCUAUAAUCAUCUUGGAAAAUUUAUCAGCUAGUGGAUACCGUUUGGCGAAGGCUAGAACAUUCUUGGAUAUCGAAGAAUUACGUCUGAUUGUGAAAAAACUAGCUCAUUUUCACGCUUAUUCGUACUACGCCAAAAGUAAAUCUCCUCGAGAGUUUUACUCUUUGGUGAGUAACUUGAUCAAUACUAAUUACACCGAUACGAAAGAAAAGCUGGGCUUUAUAAACAUCAAUAGCGAUCAUCACAUCGACGUGAUAUCGAAAGACGAAAGAUACGCAAAAAAAGCUGAAUUUAUUCGAGGUAUCCUUAAAGAUGCCGAUGAGUUUAUGUGUCGUAUGUUUAAAACUGCUCGAGAACCGAUGGCAGUCUUAUGUCACGGAGAUUUCCUUAGAAAUAAUGUAAUGUUGAAAUACAACGCUGCGGGACAACCUGUUGAUGUGAAAUUCUUCGAUCUACCGUGCUGUCGAUAUUGCAGCCCUAUUAUUGAUCUGGCGUUGAUCUUGUAUAUGAAUACAGAUCAAAAAACACGCGAUUUGUAUUGGAACGAGUUGAUAGAUGUGUAUUGUUCAUCGCUACAAGAGCCAUUUCCGGAUGUUCAGGUUCCCAGCAAAGAACAGGUGGUUGAGGAGUUUAAAAUAAACUCGUUGAAUGCGUUUUUAGCCGUAGCAUUCUUUCUUCCUCAAAUGAUGCGCCUUGAUGAGAUACCAAAUUACGAUAUCAGAAAUUAUUAUUUGCCGGAGCUUGCAGAAUUUGUAGAUGCAUCGUGGUUUGACAUUCCAUCCGAUCUUGAGCGAGUAGCGUGGAAAAAAGUACGUAAACCACAUCACGAACAGGCAGUUUUGGAGGUUUUGAAAGAUAUCAUCGAUCGGGGAUAUGUGUAAAAAUUAUGAGUAUACUUCUCAAGAAUUUCAA
Molecule: messenger RNA, 1545 nt
Organism: Planococcus citri (citrus mealybug)
Lineage: Eukaryota; Metazoa; Arthropoda; Insecta; Hemiptera; Pseudococcidae
Exons: 1
Coding region: 207-1514 (435 amino acids)
Source: RefSeq, a predicted model, not a curated record